Volvox carteri f. nagariensis is the source of this 1725-nucleotide messenger RNA. RefSeq lists its product as uncharacterized. Lineage: Eukaryota; Viridiplantae; Chlorophyta; Chlorophyceae; Chlamydomonadales; Volvocaceae. The transcript is spliced from 12 exons. The record is from RefSeq and is a predicted model, not a curated record. The coding region runs from base 1 to 1725 and encodes 574 amino acids.
AUGGUCAGCAGAAAGGAGGCGGCUGCGGCUUUCACCGCUGCCGCGAAGGCGCUGGACGUGCGCGGGAAGGAGCUCGGCGACUUGUGCUUCGCCCUGUCCAAACUAUCGGUGGAGGAGCUCGAGGUGUUUCCGAUAGACGGUGACAACGAGGCAAUUGUUGAGUUCAUGAGGUCCGUGAAAGCCUCGGCGGCUGGCCUCGGCAUGGGGAGCGCGGCUGGAGCUGGUGGCACUGGCCCGCCUCGCACUGGCCCAGGCGGCAUUGGCGCGAGCGGCUCUGCUUCCCAAGUCGAAAGCAUGUCCAUAAGCAAGGUCAGCGCGCGCCACUUGCAGCGCAUCUCGAGUGCCUUGGGGAUGAAGCAGUUUGAGGCAGUGUCAGAGCCGCCUCUCAGUGCGCAGCCAGUGCUAGGCACCGAGUCAUUCAACUGGACCACCUGCUCGGAGAGCAACACUGCACAGCGCGCUGCGGCCAUCACUUGGAUGAAGGACAACAUCCCUGCACCGCCCAAGCACGAGUGGAUCGACUGUGUCGGCCAGCAGCACAUGCUGGACUGCCGCCUGGUGGGCACCGACCUGCUGGCGCUCAAAGGCUCCUGCGACCUAGCCCUCUGCACGUCGGCGGCUGUGCAGGCGUUUGUGCCACACCUAGGCCUGCGCAUAGUGGUGGAACUGAAGAAGGAGGUCAAGGCCAGCAACGUAAACCAGCUGGCCGCGGAGCUCAUCGCAGCUAACUCCGUCAGCCCAAACCUCAAGCCCGUUGCCGUCAUGACGGACCUGGUGCCGAAGUGUCAGUGGCAGCGUGGGAACAGGGGUAAUAAUAUGCAGCUGCACAGCACUCUGUGCACUAGCAGGAGGCCUGCAGCAGCACCACCACCACCACCCGGCCGGCGGGAGCAACUGCGCUUCCUUGCCGCCUUCUAUGUCCUCAGUCUGGCUGGCUGCAUGGCGACCAGCAGACCCGCAAGAGCUAUGGUGGACACGUGGAUCAUCGCGUGGAUCGAGCAUGAAACGAUCAUGAUCCAUCGCUGCCACAGCCGCGCCACGGCCGUAGGCAUACUGCGGGCCUUCCUUGACAAGGAGCACCUCACGCAGGACAGCGCUCACAUUGCGCAGCAGCCAGAGCAGGUGGCAGCCGCCGAGUCGGAGGCGGCGGUGGAGGUGGGCCGGCUGCUCAAGCGCCAGCGGCUGCCGACUGGGGUGGCGGCCGGGCGCGGCAAUGAUGUGGCCAACCUGGAGGACCUGCUGGACUUCACCGAUGACCUGGGUGAGGCGGACAUGUACCAGAUCAAGGUUCACACCCUGCAGCAGAUGCUGCGGGAGCGGUACGCCCCGGUCGCGCCUGCAGUGCCGCCAGCCGGAGACGUGGCUGCUCCGCUGAACAUGAUGUACAUGAAGUUUGUGCUUAUGGAUGCUGACGGCUUCACCCUGCCACGGCGCUAUAAAUACUUUGAGCUAAGCGAGGUUGAUCCCAGAGAUGUGGAGGGGAGGUUGGAGGGCAGCAAGAAGCGGGAGGAUGAAGCAAAACACGAGAAGGUGGAGUGGCUCCGGGAAGAGGUGGACUCGGGGGAGGCAACAUGCGCGUUGGCCUUUGCAGUGCGCACCCGAUCAGAACGGGGCUGCGGCGGCUGCGGUGACGGUGGCGACGGUGAUGAUGUUGAUGGUGGCAGCUACCGUCCGGCUGAGCUGUACCUUGAGGAGCCUGUGACAUCAAGUGACAGUGUGCGGUGA